Messenger RNA from Bursaphelenchus okinawaensis, 1799 nucleotides. The record is from the annotation of a GenBank genome assembly. Lineage: Eukaryota; Metazoa; Nematoda; Chromadorea; Rhabditida; Aphelenchoididae.
AUGCAGUCCGGAAAACCCACGUUAUCUAUUAACCAUUUGGGUAUGAGGCUGGACACGGCUGAAUCAGGUAAGUCCUGGUCGAUUUCUUUGGGAUUUUUUUGAGUUUAGGUGUUGAAAAUGUAAAGGAGUUUGUAGGUAAGCUUUUGGGACAGUUGAAAGGGUUACUAACUUGAGAUUCGGGGGCUAAAAGCAUUAAAAUAAUAUCCUUGCUUUUAGGAAAAUUGAUCAGUAACAUGAUUGACGCUGUGGCCAAGAUCGAUUGUUUGAUUUUGUCAGGCAAUACGUUAGGUGUAGAUGCUUCUGAAGUUAUUGCCCAGAGUUUGUCGAAACAAUCCACAUUGAAACAGGCGAUUUUUGCAGAUAUGUUCACUGGAAGGUUAAAAACCGAAAUUCCUAAAACUUUGGUGAGUAAUUUUGUUAUUUUUUGUUUAUAGGGGUUGAAGAAGAUGCAGAAGAAGCUUAUACAAGAGUUUCAUUUGAUUCGGUUUUGAUAUAGGCAUUCUAUUCGCAUUUUUCUUUGAUUUAGCGUAGUCAUGGAUAGGAUAAGAUAAUCUACUUUAAUAAAUAAAUCUCUAAUUAUUCAGAAAUUCUUGAGUGAUGCGAUGAUAAAAGCUGAUGUACAUCUAGAAGAGUUGGAUUUGAGUGAUAACGCGAUUGGGCCAAUGGCAAUGCCUGGAAUAGAGGAGUUUUUGUCGUCUUCACCAUGUUAUUCGUUGAAGAAGUUGUACUUUAACAAUUGUGGACUUGGUGUUGCUGGAAUUACAGUUGCGAACAGGUUAAUACAAUGCAAAGAGAAUGCUGCUAGAGCUGGUAAAAACUUUGAGCUUAAAGUUUUUAUCGCCGGCAGGAAUCGACAAGAGAAUCCAGGAGCUUCAGCUUGGGCAAAUUGCUUUAACGUGAGUUUUUUUGGUGACUUUCUUGUGUUUUGAUAUUUAGAUUGGUUGGUGAGAGAUGGACAAUAGAUUUUUCAAUAUAUUUGUCGAAAAAUAUUUUAGAGAAACCAUAAAAUAAUGAAGAUAUAUUGAGGUAGGCUAAGAAAACCUCAAAAUCUGCUUUAAAUUUCUAAAAACUCGAUUUAAUCAUUUAAAAUUUAGACAUUAGGAACACUGGAACGAGUAGAACUGGCUCAAAACGGGAUCAAAAAGGAAGGAUUUGUGGAUUUGGCCAAUGGACUACAAGGAUGUCCAAACCUCAGGUAUUUGAACCUGAAUGACAACACUGCUGAUGUCCUGGGAGCCAAAGCUCUAGCGAAUGCCAUUCCAUCUUUACAGAACCUUGAGCAUGUUGAUAUUGGAGAUUGCUUGCUGAGACGGGGAGCGGUUGAUGUUGUGGCCGCUUUGGCCGAAAAUUGCUAUGGCUUAACGGUAAGGGGUGGUUUUAUAUGGUUUUGGGGGGGGUUAUAGUUUUUUUUGUGUUUUUUGGGCCGUUUUAUAGACUUUUGAUUGUGUUUUAGGGCAAGUUAUGGCUUUUUGUUACGUAAAGAUUAAAACAUUUUGCAUUAUCUAACGGUUUAGAUUACUCUUUUCAACAUUUUCACCUAAAACAAUAUACUUCAGACGCUAGACCUCAGCGGAAGUGAACUAACACCACGUAUCGCUGAUGAUAUUAUUGAGAUUAUUGCUGGAGCCGAAGACUUAGUCCAGCUACGACACGUCAAAAUGGGCUUGAACUGUUUUGGAAGCGAAUUCGAUCGACUGGUUGAGGAUACGGCUGACAUGGGCAUCUUCGAUUUUGGUGACCCGGAAGACGAUGAUGGUGAAUUGAGUGAGGAUGACGAUGACGACCUGGAAGAAGUUUGA